Messenger RNA from Pistacia vera, 891 nucleotides. RefSeq lists its product as uncharacterized. The transcript is spliced from 3 exons. The coding region runs from base 117 to 686 and encodes 189 amino acids. Gene Ontology annotation, cellular component: intracellular anatomical structure. The record is from RefSeq and is a predicted model, not a curated record. Lineage: Eukaryota; Viridiplantae; Streptophyta; Magnoliopsida; Sapindales; Anacardiaceae.
UUACCAACUCAACCUCUUAAGUCUUAACACGAGAUGGAGAAAAUGAUGAAUGGGUGUUGUUGAAGACAAAUUUAGACAAUCCUUAGUUGUUGAAGGAGAAGAAAGUGAAAGUAAGGAUGGUUACCUCGUCAGAGAUUGCAGCAAAGCUGAACCUAAAACCACACCCAGAAGGUGGGUUUUAUGCAGAAACGUUUAGAGAUUCUUCUAUUGUUCUCUCCAAAUCUCAACUGCCUCCUCAAUACAAGGUUGAUCGCCCUGUCAGCACAUGUAUUUAUUUCCUACUACCAUCAGGCAGCGUGUCACACCUUCACCGAAUACCAUGUGCAGAAACCUGGCAUUUUUAUGCUGGAGAACCUCUUACGAUAUUUGAACUAGAUGAGAAAGAUGGACAAAUUAAAUUAACAAGUCUAGGAAAUAAUCUUGUUGGAAGCAAUCAGCAACCUCAGUACACAGUGCCUCCAAAUGUAUGGUUUGGUUCUUUUCCAACCAAGGAUGUUCAGAUAUCCUCAGAUGGGUUGGUGAGCAAAGUUGAACCUAGGGAUGCCGACAGCCACUACUCCCUUGUUGGCUGCACUUGUGCACCUGCCUUUCAGUUUGAGGACUUUGAGUUGGCAAAGCGCUCUGAUAUUAUAUCUCGUUUUCCCAAUCAUGCAGAGCUCAUCUCUCUACUUACCUUUUCUGAGUAAAGAGAAGACUGUUUCUGUACCGAUCUGGGAAUUUCUGGCUUGUAAUGCACCAAUGCUUGUGGAAAUCAGCUUCUGAGUAAACUACGUACCUCCAAAGUUUUACUUGUAUCUCUGGAAAUCAGCUAGUCUACUAUAUGCGUGAAAUUUGUAAUAUUUUUCACUUCAAAUUAUAAAACAAUCGGAAGACUUUGAGUCUUUGUAUUCA